Leptosia nina is the source of this 369-nucleotide messenger RNA. The record is from the annotation of a GenBank genome assembly. NCBI's taxonomy places the organism in Eukaryota, Metazoa, Arthropoda, Insecta, Lepidoptera, Pieridae.
AUGGGGAACUGUUUUAGCAGUACUGGAGAAAAGGAUUCUAAGAACAAAAAUGAACGAGUGAAUACUCAUGAGGAGGACCCGAGGCAAUUCCAAACACCGGUGCCAACGCCUCCACCGGAUCCUAUUAGAUCAGUUGUUAGUCAGGGUCCUGAUACUAGCGAGGUCGCUCCCACCCGAAUAUUCGUUGCCCUCUAUGACUACGAUGCUAGAACCGACGAGGACCUCAGUUUUAGGAAGGGUGAACAUUUGGAAAUCCUUAACGAUACGCAAGGUGACUGGUGGCUAGCGAGGAGCAAGAAAACAAAGCAAGAAGGUUACAUUCCCUCGAACUAUGUCGCCCGUUUGCAGUCUAUAGAAGCCGAGCCGUAA